AUGGAGGACGACAAGUCGCAACCACCUACGCCGGACAAUUCUGGAUAUCCCGUCAACUUCAGAGUCAUUGCUCCACGCUUAUACAGGUCGUCUUACCCUCAGCAUGAACACUUCGCGGUCCUAGGGGAUCUCGAGCUCAAGACAAUCGUAACGCUGGUGCCCGAGGAUCUUCCCUUAGAAUAUGCCAACUUCAUCUCGUCCAAUGGCAUAACUCAUCACCACAUCCCGAUCCUCGCCAACAAGGACGAGAAAAUCUUUACUCCGAACGAGACCGUCGAACAAGUCCUAGCUCUCAUGCUCGAGCCAGCCAACUUUCCAAUGCUUAUACAUUGUAACAAGGGCAAACAUCGGACAGGCUGCAUGACGGCCUGCUUCCGUCGAACCACGGGCUGGCCCCUAGAGGAAACGAUUGCUGAGUACGUCAAAUACUCGGAACCGAAAUCGCGCGAUCUCGACAAAGCCUUCAUAUCGAGAUUCGACUCAGCAGGGCUGAAACCUCUUGCGUAUGAUCGCGGAUAUAUCGGAGGAGUGUAUGGGCCUCAUGUGUUUACUAGCACGCAUUCCAGCAUUUACAGCAACGCAAGCAUCGAGACAGAUACAACCAUUGCGUCAGAAAUUGCAAAAUCAGGCCCAAAGAACGAAUAUCAUGAAAAGGCCUUUCGACAACGAGAUGCUGAUCUUGAGAGCUCACGGCUUUGGUCGCACAAAUGA
Molecule: messenger RNA, 711 nt
Organism: Cyphellophora attinorum
Lineage: Eukaryota; Fungi; Ascomycota; Eurotiomycetes; Chaetothyriales; Cyphellophoraceae
Product: Tyrosine-protein phosphatase SIW14
Exons: 1
Coding region: 1-711 (236 amino acids)
Biological process (GO): protein dephosphorylation
Cellular component (GO): cytoplasm
Molecular function (GO): inositol diphosphate tetrakisphosphate diphosphatase activity; phosphatase activity
Source: RefSeq, a predicted model, not a curated record